CAAAAGAUACUUUAUCGAGAAUCCCCAACAUCCGCUCGAAUCUUCCGAGGACCACCAUGACCGAGACCAAGGCCGCGAAUGGCGGGAUGCUGGAGGAGUGGACGUCGUACUUCUUCCCGUCGCCGGCCAAGGCGUCGCAGGUGACCUGCCUCGAGUUCUUCCAGCGCCCAUCGACCGGCACGACGCUGCUCUGCCAGGCCGUGCCCCAUCGCUUUGGCGUCUUUGAUGCAACGACGAUGGCGCUCGUGGGCCAAGAGCACCCGCUGAGCGCGCCCGUCCGCCUUAUCCGCUUUAUGGACGCUGCGCCGUAUACGUCGCUGCCGAGCUUGCUCUUGGUCUCGACGCGCAUUUGCGUCUUCUCGCUCGAGCGCCAAGCGGUUGUGCACGAGGUCGUGGGGCCCAUGGCUGCCAAGGACGUUCUCGACGUUCGCGUCAACGACCAUGUACUCACGAUCUUAUCCCCCCGCGUGCUUCAUCUCUUUGACCGGCGCGCCAACUUUGCGCUGCAAGCGACAAUUCCGACGACUGCGGAUGCCAUGGCCCUUGGGCCUCGCUGGCUUGCGUUCCCGUCAGCGCUCGACGAACGCCACGCGAGUGGCUUUGCCGCGUCGUCCACCGCGACCUUUACCGCGCGCGACGACUACUCGCUCACCAACGUGGCCCAAGGCGUGGCCUCGAGUCUUUACUUUCUCUCGCAGGUCGGCCGCAAGUCCCUCGCGACGUCGUUUGCAGCGACAUCGGACGAGACGCGCGACGUCGGGAGCGUCGUCGUGCACGAUGUGGUCACCGGUGCCAACCGCAUCCAGUUCAAGGCGCACGACUCGCCCAUCACAACGCUGACGUUCGACCCAAGCGGCCUGCUGCUCGUGACGUCGUCACAGAAAGGGCAGACGCUGCACGUGCACCGGCUCCUCGGCGACGACCAUGUGCUCUUGUACAAGCUCCAGCGCGGCAUCACGUACGCGCGCAUUCACCACGUGAGCAUCGCAGUCGACGCCAAGUGGAUCGCGGUCACGUCGCUGCGCGGCACGACCCACGUGUAUGCGAUCUGGCCCCAGGGCGGACCCGUCGACGGCCACUGCCAUGCCGAGAUGGACUAUGACGACGCGCGCCAGGUCGCCGCGUCGAAAGCAGUCGCGGUUCUCGAGCAGCAGGCGCGGGACCUCGGCCGACCGAGUUGGUCGACAGAGAAGAUCCAGUCGCUCGUGCGACUGCGGCACACGACGCCAAUGAACAGCACGUCGGCGACGUUCCAGUACGACGACGACGACCUCCCGGCACUGCACUUGCAGUGCCAGUGGGGACUUGACAACACUCUGUUUGUCGCAAACGCCGGCACGCUCAAGACGAUGCGGCUCCACCCCAAGCUCUCUCUGCUUGAAAAUCAAAGCUUUGCACUCUCGGCCGAGCUCACGCAACUGCAGAGCAUCGAUCUGGAGCACCGAGCGACGCAUCCCGUGGCUCACGACGGGACGCCACCGCCGUCCACGCCGGCGCCUUCCAGUGUCGAAGUCAAGACGCACCACCGUCCGAGCAUCCCGCUCUGGGCGCACCCCAAGAUUACGUUUCGCGCCGUUCGACGUGCCGAUGGCUCGUCGCGCGUGCUGAACGUGCGACGUCUGGGGCCGGUGCCGCUGCCGACGGACGCCGCCGACAAGGUGCACGAGCGCGUCACGCAGGGCGAAAGCCCCGUGUUCGACGGCGCUUCCAAGCCCAAGAAGCAUACCGUGGUGCCAACGCUCGACUUGGCGGCGUCGAUCUCCAAGGCGGUGCAGAGCAGCGUCGAGAUUGCACCGAUGGACGACCAUGGCCUCGACGCGAGCGUGCAGUCGCUCAACCUUGCCCAGAUCCAAGACACCUAUUUUGCCAGUCCGCCGUUGGCACCGCUCGACGUACCCGACCUUGUGAGCGUCCACGUCCUCCCGCCUGUGCUCGCGGACAGCCGCACGCCGGUCGACGAGCCGUUUGAGGAGAUUUCGGCCGAGAGCUCGUCGGCGGACGACGCUGUCGCGCCACCGAAAGCGAGAUCCAAGGGGCGCCGGACUAGCAAGGUGAAGGCCAAGUAACGCAUCAAGAGGGCCGUGCUCGUUCA
This is a messenger RNA of Saprolegnia diclina VS20, 2092 nucleotides long. RefSeq lists its product as hypothetical. Gene Ontology annotation, molecular function: protein binding. Lineage: Eukaryota; Oomycota; Saprolegniomycetes; Saprolegniales; Saprolegniaceae. The transcript is spliced from 11 exons. The coding region runs from base 57 to 2066 and encodes 669 amino acids. The record is from RefSeq and is a predicted model, not a curated record. Gene Ontology annotation, biological process: autophagy; response to starvation. Gene Ontology annotation, cellular component: cytoplasm.